Exaiptasia diaphana is the source of this 1825-nucleotide messenger RNA. Its product is annotated as TNF receptor-associated factor 3. Gene Ontology annotation, cellular component: plasma membrane signaling receptor complex. The record is from RefSeq and is a predicted model, not a curated record. Gene Ontology annotation, molecular function: protein binding; zinc ion binding. Bases 29 to 1171 code for a protein of 380 amino acids. NCBI's taxonomy places the organism in Eukaryota, Metazoa, Cnidaria, Anthozoa, Actiniaria, Aiptasiidae. Gene Ontology annotation, biological process: tumor necrosis factor-mediated signaling pathway; positive regulation of JNK cascade; regulation of apoptotic process. The transcript is spliced from 5 exons.
UGUGUGUAAAGUAGGAAGUAACAAUACGAUGGCUAGUAAUGCUGAAUUACCGUCUGGAUACGACUAUGAGUUUGUUGUACAAGUACCUGAAGACUACAUUUGUAGUAUUUGCCAUCUUGCAAUGCUAAAACCCGUACAGACAAGAUGUGGACAUCGGUUUUGUAAGGGCUGUUUGGACGCAGCUUUACAGAGAAAACGAAAAUGUCCCCUUGACAAUGAGUUUUUGACCUCAAAGCAGAUAUUUGAAGAUAAAGCGACCGAGCGACAAAUUCUUUCACUCAAGAUAAAGUGUCCAAACCAUUGUGAUUGGCAGGGAGAAAUGAGAGAUGUCAAGAUCCAUGAUGAGAAAUGUCCGCUGACCAUUGUAGUCUGCAGUUACGGCGGUAUUGGAUGCAAUUUUAAGGGACCAAGGAGAUCUUUAAGCGAUCAUUAUAAAAGCAAUCUGGUAGACCAUCUUACCAUCACGACACAACAACUAUUGACGCUUCAAGAUGAAAACAUUAACCUCAAGAAACAAGUUUUGGAACUCAAGGCGUCUAGCUUAGAAGACAUCAAUGAUCUUAAGAAACAAGUUUUGGAACUCAAAGCGUCUAGCAGUGAAAACAUUAAUGAUCUCAAGAAACAAGUUUUGGAACUCAGGGCGUCUAGCAGUGAAAACAUUAAUGAUCUCAAUAAACAAUUUUUGGAACUCAAGGCGUCUGGCUAUAGUUACACGUGGAAACUCAACGAUUUCAGCAAACAGCUACAGCUUGCAAGGCAGGAAGACCGUAAUAUCGAACUGUACAGUGAAACGUUCUACACUCACAAGUAUGGAUACAAACUUAAACUUAAGUUAUAUCCUAAUGGAAAUGGUGAUGGCGAGGGUACCCAUGCAUCAGUAUUCAUGAUUAUCAUGCGAGGUGAAUACGAUGCAAUAUUGACCUGGCCAUUUAAUUGGAAAACCAAGUUUGUCCUGCUUGACCAGAAACUAGACCACUCGAUGAGAAAAAACAUCGACAGUGGUUACAGUAUUCCCGAUACAAGUAAAUGCUAUCAAAGACCAACAACUAAUGAAAACGUUGGAAUAGGACAUCCUAAAUUCGUUUCCCAUGAAACAUUAAAAACAGAGAACUAUGUCGUCGAUGGAGCAGUUUUCAUCAAGUUAGAGUUGGAUUCUUCUGUGCAGAACUGAAACGAUUUCGAAAACUUUUAAAAUCUAACACAACUUCUGAAAAAGGUAACCUGACAGGUUUACCGAAGUUUAUAGGUCUUGACAGAGUACAUAAGUUUUCUAUAUUUUAUUCCCUUCAUUGUUUUGACGGCUAAAACUCGGUAACGAUUUUCUGAUAUUUGGAGGGACAGCAUUAUUGUGUAUUUUUAUCUCAAUGUCAUAUAAAUCACUGUAAAAUAUUGGGCACUGUAAAAAAAGGUUGUUAGGUAAACUAUUAAAUUAGGAACUCUAUGAAAACCACUUACGUGAGAGUUUUUCUUAAUGAAAGAUUGUUUUUUUCAAACGAACGCUUAAGGGGAUUGUGGACGAGGUUAACCGUCAAGAAAAAAUGGACUACUCGGAGGCUUAUGAAGGUAAAGGCUUUGCCAAAAGGUAUGCAUUGCCAGACCUUUUGGUCAAGAUGGCGACACGUAUGCGUUAUAACGAACAAAGAUAAACAAAAUGGCUUCCAUUUUGUAUAAGGGAAUAUUUGUAUGGCCAAGAAUAUUUUUCAGUAUUUGUGAACGAAGCAAACCAUUAUGUACUCGGUGCGCGACUUACAAUGAUCAAAGUAUAGUUCAAUCUUUAUACUCACAGCAAUAACGGUUAACAAUAAACAGCAGAUUUUCUUCCUGA